This is a messenger RNA of Ceraceosorus bombacis, 1063 nucleotides long. The record is from the annotation of a GenBank genome assembly. Lineage: Eukaryota; Fungi; Basidiomycota; Exobasidiomycetes; Ceraceosorales; Ceraceosoraceae.
AUGCGCUCAUCACACUAUCUGCUCAGCCUACCGCACGCUUCUCGCAUGGAGAGCGAAAAGCACCUCCGCGUGCAGCUCACCACGUUGACAUCGAGCAGCACGCUUUCGGAGGGCAAGACUGAUGCUGCUCCAUCCAGCAUGAGUGACCGUAAAAGGCGAAUGACGCUGCUCAUACACGUAUCUGCUGCAAGCUGGAACGCCGUCGAAGCUCUCAAUUCUUCAUUGACGCCGCUAGUAGCACCACCUCAGGCCACAGCUCCACACCCUGAGCGUCAGAGCUCAGCACCGCAAGAGCAGAGUCAAGAAGAUCGACUGCAGGCCGCAUUUGACGCUUCGAUGGAGGGAGACCUGGACGCCGCGCUCAGGACAGCUGCACGGGGAUCCAGUGGCCAAGAUCCAAUGUUGGAGGAAGUCGGUGGCGCCGGCGCGGAUACUGCUCGCGCUCUGAGCAAUAUCGGGAAUGUCUCUCUGGGCCAAGGGAGCAUACAAUCGACCGGCGGAUCUCUCGCUGCUGAUUGGGCUCUCGCAAUGAGUCGCGGAAAGGUGCGUUUUAAGAUUGUAGAGAUUUUCUGCGGAGCUGCGGAGGCGAAGAGUGCUAGCAGAGGCGACUCUACAUUUGCCAAGCACCCAUGUUCCCUCAUCCUCCCGCUCUCUUGCGCCAGAUCCUGACCUCUUGUUGAAUGAUCCUCUCGCGACUCGCAGGGUCGCGAAGCCGUGGGCACCAGUCUAUACAGCUCUGAGAUGGAUCUGGCUCUACCCAUUGCGAAGCGUUUGGGUACGUGUCCCUCUCGACGAAAGCCACGUGGCAAUGGAAGCGAGCCUUGUGCAGGGUGUUAGCAACAGACUCACCUCUUUCAUCAUCACCCUUCAUCCUUGCGCGCCCUAAGCGUCCGUGCUGGACUUGCCUCAGGUCCUUCUUUCCGUCAGCCCCUGCGCGGUGCAAGCCGGUGGACUUGACUCUUCAGCUACAACAAGCGCUGAUGAAGCGGGAGCGGCUCAUAUCGCUUUUCAACGUGGCUUGCUUGGACUGGCCAGGCAAGAGCUGGCCGACCUCGAGGCCUGA